Messenger RNA from Pogonomyrmex barbatus (red harvester ant), 1622 nucleotides. RefSeq names its product band 7 protein AGAP004871. Gene Ontology annotation, cellular component: plasma membrane. Lineage: Eukaryota; Metazoa; Arthropoda; Insecta; Hymenoptera; Formicidae. The record is from RefSeq and is a predicted model, not a curated record.
UUUUAUGGACUCUGUUUUCGCCAUAAUAUCGCGACGACGUCACGAAGCCGUCACGGUAGUUUCUUUCCAUUCCGCGUAAAGAACAUCGCGAUCGAUAUUGAUCUCUCUCUCUCUCGGCAAGUCGCGUUACAUGGAACGUAUUUGAAUACGCGUUGCGUGAGUAAUUAGUUAAUUAGCGCCGGUAGUAUUGAGCAAGCUUAACUGAUCGUCAUUUGUCUAUUCGUUAAUUAAAGACAUUUGCUAUCGCGACGUUGCGUAGAGCCAGAAGGGAGGGAAGAAGUAAUUUUAGGAAUGAAUUGAAAUUAACUCAUCGCGUUAAAUAGAAGAUAAGCCUCGCGUUAAUAUGCGCCGUGAGUUUCUCCAUGACAUUAAUCGAUGUUUGCAUUCUCACAAUUUCGAUGGACUCUAGCAAUUUUCGCCAUGAUACUGAUGACGCGACGAGCGUCAUGAUGAUUUCCGUCAGACGCAUAAGAAACGCCGCAAUCGUCAGUCUCUCUCUGCGACAUUACGUCGACGUACUUGAAUAUUAUACACACGUGCCGUAAAGUAACUUUGGCCAAGAAUAGGAAUAAGAAGAAGAAGAAGACGUGUUUUGGAAGUGUAUCGCGAGUAUUGUCGAGUGUUAUUAGUGCGUACGCGAUAGUUUCCCAUUCAUAAUGGAAUGUGCUCGCGCGAGUGAACAAGGAUAUGACUGUGACAGUGAAGCGACUCGACGGCGAUGAAUUAUGGCUAGAACGCAUCGAUUGGAAUAAGAAUAAAACAUCAGGAAAAAUCGCGGCGCGUGGGAAAUUGGAUUUUUGAUGACGUGGCAGCAGCGAUAUUUGGAACUUUUGUCGUCAUGCCGUGCAUUGACCAUUGCGUACGCGUUGAUCUGAGGACAGUGUCUUUUGAUGUGCCACCGCAAGAGGUACUUACCAAAGACUCCGUCACCGUGAGCGUUGACGCGGUCGUCUACUACCGCAUAAAGGAGCCCCUGAGUGCCGUUGUAAAAAUCGCAAACUAUAGCCAUUCGACGCGGCUACUGGCCGCGAGCACGCUGCGAACGGUUCUCGGCACGAGGAAUCUCGCUGAGAUCCUGUCGGAGCGGGAGACGAUAUCCCACACCAUGCAGACCGCCCUGGACGAGGCAACAGAUCCUUGGGGAGUCAAAGUCGAGAGGGUCGAAAUAAAGGACGUCCGACUUCCGGUACAGCUCCAACGAGCCAUGGCUACGGAGGCGGAAGCUACGAGGGAGGCGAGGGCCAAAGUGAUUGCGGCGGAAGGAGAAAUGCGAGCUUCCCAUUCCCUGAAAGAGGCCAGUGACGUCAUUUCCACGAGUCCCGCAGCUCUGCAGUUGCGAUACCUGCAAACUCUGAACAACAUAUGUGGCGAGAAGAAUUCGACGGUCAUAUUUCCGCUGCCGGUUGAGUUCCUGGCACCUUUAUUCUCCACCAACUUGCGCGAUCGUCAAGAAACUGCACAGGCGGGAUCCUUAUAUAAGGCGGAAGAUAAACAUUAAAAAUAAUGAUCCUCUUUCCUACUGCAAGACAAUUAUUAUUACAGCACAAAGAGAAUACGCGAUGUUGUUACUUUGAAAAUAACUACGUGAAGAAAAUAAUUAAAUGAAGAAAGAGAGGCAAAAA